UCRUUUCAUACUGAGUUCCGACUGUUUCCAUAUAGUUUCUGUUCCAACUUCUUCGUACCUCGUCUUCUUACUUAUUUCUUCACGAUACUUUCCAUCAAUAAUUCCCGGAAAACUCGGUGUUCAUCACCGAACUGUUCUUGUUGUCAAUUAAUUGUGAAACCGGAUACUGUUUCUAGCACUUCCGGUUUAUUUCCACGACGAUGGCAGACAGUGCCAGCGAGAGUGAUUCGUCGUCCAUCGACGGCGGACCCAUCAUGAUGCCUCCGUCGCCGAUCACAAGGGAACAAAUGCAAAAACGAAUCGAUUCCUUGCAGCAACAAAAUCGUGUACUCAAGGUAGAGUUAGAAACCUACAAGUUAAAAAUGAAAGCAAUGGAUGAAGAAUGCAAACGACUGCGCGAGACAUCAGUUUAUAUUCAAGUAAGAGCAGAACAAGAAGAAGAGUUUAUCAGUAAUACUCUUCUAAAAAAAAUUCAAGCUUUAAAAAAAGAAAAAGAAACCUUAGCCCAUCAUUACGAACAAGAAGAAGAAUGUUUGACAAAUGAUCUGUCACGAAAAUUAACUCAGUUACGACAAGAAAAAUGUAAAUUAGAACAGACUCUAGAACAGGAACAAGAAUGUUUAGUUAAUCGCCUUAUGCGUAAAAUUGAAAAACUAGAAGCAGAAACUCUUACAAAGCAGACAACGUUAGAGCAAUUACGACGUGAAAAAGUUGACUUAGAAAAUACAUUGGAACAAGAACAAGAAGCUUUGGUAAAUAAACUGUGGAAACGUAUGGAUAAAUUAGAAGCCGAAAAAAGACAAUUACAAAUAAAAUUGGAUCAGCCUGUUUCUGAUCCAGUAUUACCUAGAGAUCAAGUAGGUCCCAACAAAGGUGAAAUGGCUACAAAUAUAAGUGCUCAUUUACAACAUUUGCGUGGAGAAGUUACCAGAUUGCGACACCAACUUGAUGUUUCUAAAAAAGAAAAUUCCAAGAAAAUGGAAAAAAUGGCAAAAGAAGAGCGCCAAGUACGUGAAGACAAUUUACGAUUACAAAGAAAGUUACAACUGGAAGUCGAAAGACGUACAGCUUUAUGUCGUCAUUUAUCCGAAUCUGAAAGUAGCUUAGAAAUGGAAGAAGAACGUCAGUACAAUGAAAUGGCUUCAAAUCGAUGCCGAACAUCAUCGAGUCCACUUCCAUUUCCUCCUUCUCCUAGCCAAUCAAGGCCCCUUAGUCCUGGAUCCACUGCUGGAACACCAGGAGUGUUUCGUGGCGAAAUUGGUGUAUUGGGCUAUGCCAAUAUGAAUCGAUGUUAUGUUUGUGGCCAAACUGUACCAUCGAAUCUCGUCAUAGGAGCACCGACAACACCUUUGUGUCCCACUACUCAAGUGAUUAACCAAUCUCGAACCUUAUCAUUGGGGCGUCCAGUCAGUGAACGUUUUGUUAAGCCAAUAGUGCCACUAUCAUCUAAUAUAGUUAAUAGUGGUGGUAUACCAACCGGAUCACAUAUUCCCUUGCCCAAUCCACCGUCACCGUCAACUUUACCUGAAACCCUGAUGGAUUCAGCCAAGUACUAA
This is a messenger RNA of Diuraphis noxia (Russian wheat aphid), 1556 nucleotides long. Its product is annotated as coiled-coil domain-containing protein 6. NCBI's taxonomy places the organism in Eukaryota, Metazoa, Arthropoda, Insecta, Hemiptera, Aphididae. The record is from RefSeq and is a predicted model, not a curated record.